CUUGUGUGGUGCCGUGCAGGUUGCAGCUGCCGUCGUUCUAAUUGGUUCCCCACCAGCACCGAGUCAGCUAUGACGUCACAAAGGAUCGCCGUCCUCUUCAUCGCCGCCAUCUUGAGCGUCUCGCUCACGCCCGCAAUAGCUAAAGAGGACGAGUCGAUCAACUGGUGUAAGGUUGGCGUCACUGUAGUCGGAGGAGUGGGCGCAGUUGCAGUGGCCCCAGUGGCAAUAGGAGCCGCGGGCUUCGGCGCUGGAGGGAUCGCCGCUGGAGGGAUCGCGGCCAAGGCCAUGGCCUUGGCCGCGGCCGCCAACGGAGGUGGUGUGGCGGCCGGAGGGAUCGUGGCCUGGCUGCAGGCCGCCGGAGCGGCUGGGCUGGGUCCUGCAGCUCAGGCUGUCGUGGGGAUAGCCGGGGCAGCCAUCACCAACGUCAUGGCGGAGGUCUCGAACCUGUGUGACAUGAUGUAGAAAGGAGGAGGAGGAGGGCAGCGAGAGGGCGGGGGGGGGGUGU
This is a messenger RNA of Lethenteron reissneri (Far Eastern brook lamprey), 505 nucleotides long. RefSeq names its product interferon alpha-inducible protein 27-like protein 2A. Lineage: Eukaryota; Metazoa; Chordata; Hyperoartia; Petromyzontiformes; Petromyzontidae. Gene Ontology annotation, cellular component: mitochondrial membrane. Gene Ontology annotation, biological process: release of cytochrome c from mitochondria; intrinsic apoptotic signaling pathway. The record is from RefSeq and is a predicted model, not a curated record.